Molecule: messenger RNA, 3114 nt
Organism: Marmota monax (woodchuck)
Lineage: Eukaryota; Metazoa; Chordata; Mammalia; Rodentia; Sciuridae
Gene: Rps6ka4
Product: ribosomal protein S6 kinase A4
Exons: 17
Coding region: 102-2417 (771 amino acids)
Biological process (GO): intracellular signal transduction; regulation of DNA-templated transcription; protein phosphorylation
Molecular function (GO): protein serine/threonine kinase activity; magnesium ion binding; ATP binding
Source: RefSeq, a predicted model, not a curated record
CCCCGGAGGCGGCACCAGGAAGCGCCCGCCCCGGCGGGAGCCGCCAUGUAACCGGCGCCGCCCGGAGCCCGAGCCGCGCGGGCCCCAGCGACCCGCCCGCCAUGGGGGACGAGGAUGAGGACGAGGGCUGCGCGGUAGAACUGCAGAUCAUCGAAGCCAACCUGACCGGACACGAGGAGAAGGUGAGCGUGGAGAACUUCGAGCUGCUCAAGGUGCUGGGCACGGGAGCCUACGGGAAGGUGUUCCUGGUGCGAAAGGCGGGCGGGCACGACGCGGGGAAGCUGUAUGCCAUGAAGGUGCUGCGGAAGGCGGCGCUGGUACAGCGCGCCAAGACGCAGGAGCACACGCGCACCGAGCGCUCUGUGUUGGAGCUGGUGCGCCAGGCGCCCUUCCUGGUCACGCUGCACUACGCCUUCCAAACCGAUGCCAAGCUGCACCUCAUUCUGGACUACGUGAGUGGCGGUGAGAUGUUCACCCACCUCUACCAGCGCCAGUACUUCAAGGAGGCCGAGGUGCGCGUGUAUGGGGGUGAGAUCGUGCUGGCUUUGGAACACCUGCACAAGCUGGGCAUCAUCUACCGAGACCUGAAGCUGGAGAAUGUGCUGCUGGAUUCCGAGGGCCACAUCGUCCUCACGGACUUCGGCCUGAGCAAAGAGUUCCUGACGGAAGAGAAAGAGCGGACCUUCUCCUUCUGUGGCACCAUUGAGUACAUGGCCCCUGAGAUCAUUCGUAGCAAGACGGGGCACGGCAAGGCGGUGGACUGGUGGAGCCUGGGCAUCCUGCUCUUCGAGCUGCUGACGGGUGCCUCGCCCUUCACACUGGAGGGCGAGAGGAACACGCAGGCCGAGGUGUCCCGACGGAUCCUGAAGUGCUCCCCUCCCUUCCCCCCCCGGAUUGGGCCCGUGGCGCAGGACCUGCUGCAGCGGCUGCUGUGCAAGGACCCUAAGAAGCGAUUGGGUGCGGGUCCCCAGGGGGCACAGGAGGUCAAGAACCAUCCCUUCUUCCAGGGUCUAGACUGGGCUGCUCUGGCUGCCAGGAAGAUCCCGGCCCCAUUCCGGCCCCAGAUCCGCUCAGAGCUGGAUGUGGGCAACUUUGCUGAGGAAUUUACUCGGCUGGAGCCUGUCUACUCACCCGCUGGCAGCCCCCCGGCUGGGGACCCUCGAAUCUUUCAGGGAUACUCUUUCGUGGCGCCGUCCAUCCUGUUUGAUCACAACAAUGCUGUGAUGAUUGACGCGCUGGAAGCCCCCAGCGCUGGAGACCGGCCUGGCCGGGCAGCGGUGGCCAGGAGUGCCAUGAUGCAGGACUCGCCAUUCUUCCAGCAGUACGAGCUGGACCUUCGGGAGCCGGCUCUGGGUCAGGGCAGCUUCUCUGUGUGUCGUCGCUGCCGCCAGCGCCAGAGCGGUCAGGAGUUUGCAGUCAAGAUCCUCAGUCGCAGGCUUGAGGCGAACACGCAGCGCGAAGUGGCCGCCCUGAGGCUGUGCCAGUCGCACCCCAACGUGGUGAAUCUGCACGAGGUCCAUCACGACCAGCUGCACACGUACCUGGUCCUGGAGCUGCUGCGGGGCGGGGAGCUGCUGGAGCACAUCCGCAAGAAGCGGCACUUCAGCGAGUCGGAGGCGAGCCAGAUCCUGCGCAGCCUCGUGUCAGCCGUGAGCUUCAUGCACGAGGAGGCGGGCGUGGUGCACCGCGACCUCAAGCCCGAGAACAUCCUGUACGCGGAUGACACGCCCGGGGCGCCGGUGAAGAUCAUCGAUUUCGGGUUCGCGCGACUGCGGCCGCAAAGCCCCGCCGGGCCCAUGCAGACGCCCUGCUUCACGCUGCAGUAUGCCGCCCCUGAGCUGCUGGCGCAGCAAGGUUAUGACGAGUCCUGCGACCUUUGGAGCCUGGGCGUCAUUCUGUACAUGAUGCUGUCGGGGCAGGUGCCCUUCCAGGGGGCCUCAGGCCAGGGCGGGCAGAGCCAGGCAGCCGAAAUCAUGUGCAAGAUCCGAGAGGGGCGCUUCUCCCUUGACGGGGAGGCCUGGCAGGGCGUGUCAGAGGAAGCCAAGGAGCUGGUCCGAGGGCUGCUGACUGUGGACCCCGCCAAGCGGCUGAAGCUCGAGGGGCUGCGGGGUAGCUCGUGGCUGCAGGACGGCAGCGCGCGCUCCUCGCCCCCACUGCGGACGCCGGACGUGCUGGAGUCCUCUGGGCCCGCGGUGCGCUCGGGGCUCAACGCCACCUUCAUGGCGUUCAAUCGCGGCAAGCGGGAGGGCUUCUUCCUGAAGAGCGUGGAGAACGCGCCGCUCGCCAAGCGGCGCAAGCAGAAGCUGCGGAGCGCAGCCGCCUCCCGCCGCGGCUCCCCCGCGCCUGCCGCCCCGGGCCGGGCCCCUGCCGCCAAGGGAGCCUCCCGCCGAGCCAACGGCCCCCUGCCCCCCUCCUAGCCCCACACCACUGUGACCCCUUCCCGGAGGAGCUGGGACCUGGCUUCUGCCAGCAGCUCCACCCCGUCCCCGGGAAUCGCCCCCUCCUCACCCUCCCGCACCCCACUCCCCGACAGAGCAGAAGUAUUUUUAUAAGCAGAGAAUUUUUUAUGUCUUACCAGAUAGAGUUAGGGGUGCAGGGAAGGGGGGCUGCCGGAGUGCGUGUCGCCGCCCUCUCCCAGACACUGCCUCACCUGGCGGAAGGUUCCGCCCAGGGGCUGCUCCAACUGGGGAGGGCUCCUCUCCCCGUUCCUACACGCUGGGUUGUCACUGGCGAGAAACUGGGACCCCUCCCUGUUCUCCCUUGAGGCGUGGCUUCUGGGAGGGGACACUCCUCAAGCUGUCACUUUAUGGACUGUCUGUGCAAUUAUGUCCACCAAAGACCUGUGUUGGGGGGAUUGAGGGAGAGACCCUGGGGCCCCCUGGAGCAUUUCUGCCUCACUUUAUGUCACCUGCUUCUCCCCUAUUGGGGCUAAGGAAGGAGGUAGGCGACCCUUAGAGGGGAGGCCCCUUUCUCACCCACCCUUUCCCCUUUUGCACAGCUGCUCCUGGCCGAGGGUGGGGCCGUGUGGGCUGGGCAUCCACUGUCACUGCCUCAGCCCAUCCAGGCUGUGCCUUUGACUUUAAAAUAAAAGUCCACCCAGUGCUGUGUGUGGCA